This is a messenger RNA of Dovyalis caffra, 1413 nucleotides long. Lineage: Eukaryota; Viridiplantae; Streptophyta; Magnoliopsida; Malpighiales; Salicaceae. The record is from the annotation of a GenBank genome assembly.
AUGAAACUCUCUCUUGGGAUUGGCACUGAUGAUCAUGAUGAUGAUGAUCAAGAUGACAGACACGUGUUCCCUCAGUUAACAGAGACUCAGUUGCAUGAGCUUAAACAACAAGCUUUGAUAUUCAAACACAUAGCAGCUGGUCUUCCUGUGCCUCUUGACCUUGUAGUUCCCAUUUGGCAUAGCGUUGCUAGCAGCUCUUUUGGUCCUUUUAGUGGCGGUGAUAUUUACAGGCAAUUCCCAAGCUUUGUGGGAUUAAGCCCUCAGGGAUUUGAUUAUAGACAAAUGAUGGAUCCAGAACCUGGGAGGUGUAGAAGAACUGAUGGGAAGAAAUGGAGGUGUAGCAAGGAUGUAGUUCCUGGUCAGAAGUAUUGUGAACGCCAUAUGCAUAGAGGCCGUCAACGUUCAAGAAAGCCUGUGGAAGCUUCUCAGAUUGCUGCGGCUUCUGAUAAAAAAUUACCUCACAAUUCAAGCAAGAAUUCAGAGAAUCCAAACACUCAUUCUUCUAAUUUAAACACAGUAAGUUCCCAGAUCAAAGCCCCACCUCUUAAUACCCCUACCACCUGCUCCACAAGUAGCAAUUCUGACAUGGAAAUUACUGGCAUGAGCUUGACCAACACUGCUAAUGCUGACUACAAAAACACCUUUACAACCAUGACUACUACCAUUGUUACCGGCUACAAAAAUACCUCUGCAAAAACGAUCGCUAGUGCUGUUCAUGCCGAUAUCACAGCUACUGGUAACAACAACAAGAGCAGCAGCAUCAACUUAAAGAGACACUAUAUUGAUGACAGAAAUAGCAAUUGCAGCAACUCUGUUUCUUACGAGGGUAUAAUCCACCGAAGCAGCAGCAACAAAAAAAUAAAAAAUGUUGGUAGCAAUAUAUCUCAAGGAUUGAACUUCUCCCCAAAGAGUGUUCUUCAAGUUCAAGGUUGUGGUGCCUCACGCUUUUACAUGAAUGAUGUGGAACUUGAACCGGGGAGGUGUAGAAGAACAGAUGGAAAGAAAUGGCGAUGCCGCAGGGAUGUUGUAGCUAAUCAGAAGUAUUGCGAGAUGCACAUGCACCGAGGUUCUAAGCAGCAUGUGGAAGCUUCGCAACCUGCUGCAAUUGCUGCUACCAUCCCUGAUGUCUCUGGGAGUGUUCAUACACCUUCUACCACAAACUUGCCGAGUAAAGCUGAUCGCAAAAACUUAAACACCGAUCUCUCUAUUUCAAUGCCAACAAGUCCUCAACCGAUCACUACCAAUGAUGAUACAAGCACUGCCAGCAAUAGCAGUGACACUACCAUCAGCGACACCAUUACUGAGCAUUUGAACGGAGUAAAUUGGGAAAUUUUUGUGGAGGACUCUGAUUAUCGUCAUGCAGAGUGUUUCCCUUGUAAGAAUAUGAUUGUUUUUUUAUCGAGGGUUGCUUGA